AUGGAUGCUUUUAAGGGGAGACAUGUACUUCUUACCUCUGAUGUUGCUUCUUUUCUGUUUGUUAUUAAAUUGAAACCAAUUGACACAAAUUUCCUCAGGUCUCAAACCACAAAAGGUAUUUGGAUUGCACGGUGUGUUGGAAUUGAACCUUGCACUCUUGUAAUGGAUUUAGAGGGCACUGAUGGAAGAGAAAGAGAAGAGGAUGAUACUGCAUUUGAAAAGGAGAGUUCUCUUUUCGCCCUUGCCAUUUCUGAUAUGAUAAAUAUGUGGUGUCAUGAUAUUGGUCGUCAUGAUGAGAUUAUAACUUUGAUGUUUGUCAUACGUGAUAAAACAAGGACGCCGUUAGAAAAUCUGGAACCUGUUUUAAGGGAAGACAUUCAGAAGAUAUGGGAUGGUGUUCCCAAGCCUCAAGCUCACAAAGAAACUCCCUUAAGUGAAUUUUUUAAUGUUGAAGUUGUGGCUCUUUCCAGUUUUGAAGAGAAGGAAGAACAAUUUAAAGAGCAGGUGGAGAGUCUAAGACAGCGAUUCUUUCAUUCUAUUGCACCUGGUGGGCUUGCUGGGGAUAGACGGGCUGUAGUUCCAGCUUCAGGCUUUUCAUUUAGUGCACAACAGAGUUGGAAGAUCAUUAAGGUGAACAAGGACCUUGAUCUGCCUGCGCACAAGGUGAUGGUUGCCACUGUACGUUGUGAAGAGAUUGCUAAUGAAAAGUUCUCUUCAUUUACUGAAAAUGAGGAAUGGUGUCAACUAGAAGAGACUGUACAGUCGCAGCCGGUGCCAGGCUUUGGGAGGAAGCUCAGCUCAAUUCUUGAUGCUUGUCUAUCAGAGUAUGAUGCGGAGGCCACCUAUUUUGAUGAAGGUGCUAGAUCUUCGAAGCACAGUCAGUUGGAAGAGAAACUGAUGCAAGAGUCCAGAAGUGAAAUUAUACUGUCAUCUGGUGCAAUUGGAAGCCCUCAACUGCUGCUGCUAAGUGGAAUUAGACCGAAAUCCCUGCUUGAAAAGUUGAACAUUUCUGUGGUUCUUGAUAAUGAGUUUGUUGGAAAAGGCAUGUCCGAUAAUCCCAUGAACGUGAUUUAUGUUCCCGCUAGUCAGCCGGUUGAGCAAUCUCUGGUACAGACUGUAGGAAUUACCAAGAUGCGAGUGUACAUUGAGGCUAGCAGUGGAUUUGGAAAAUCCUCAGAUAGCAUUCAUUGGGACCAUGUACUUGUUUCAGCUGACAUAGGGCAAUUAUCUACCAUUCCUCCAAAGCAAAGAACACAUGAAGCAUUUAAGGGAGGUUUCAUUUUAGAAAAAGUUGUCAGUCCUCUAUCCACUGGCCACCUUAAUCUUCUCAACACAAAUGUAGAUGAUAAUCCCUCAGUCACCUUCAACUACUUCAGCCAUCCGUCCGAUCUACAAAGACGUGUCGAUGGCGUACGACUCAUAGAGAAGAUAUCGAGAUCAAAACAUUUCACAAACUACAUGAAAUGUGAUGGCAAAACAGUCGAAAAGCGGCUGAACAUGAGUGUUCAGGCUAAUGUUAGACUCAUACCUAAGCAUACUAAUGAUACAAAAUCCUUGGAACAGUUUUGUAAAGACAAUGUUAACACAAUCUGGCACUACCAUGGAGGAUGCCAUGUGGGCAAGGUAGUGGGACCCGAUCAUCGGGUUCUUGGAGUAGAGAGGCUCCGUGUUAUUGAUGGUUCUACUUUCAGUAAAUCACCCGGGGCUAAUCCUCAAGCCACAGUGAUGAUGAUGGGCAGGUACAUGGGAUUGAAAAUAUUGGGGGAGAGAUUGGGAAGAGCAGCUGGAGCAUAA
This is a messenger RNA of Fraxinus pennsylvanica, 1794 nucleotides long. NCBI's taxonomy places the organism in Eukaryota, Viridiplantae, Streptophyta, Magnoliopsida, Lamiales, Oleaceae. The record is from the annotation of a GenBank genome assembly.